UGUUAGCCUCGCCGAUCUGGGAUCAGCACCGCGGACAGCACUGCCGUUUACACCCGCUGGCUUUUCUCCUGCUUUUCUGCCUUUUCCUCUCCGCUGUCCUCCAGCAGCACCGCCGCUCACACGCACGGAAACUUUUUAAUGCGCAGGUUCCUGGACGUAGCCCGUAACUUUUUCACGCAGCUUAAUGUUUUAUGCGGUUUGUGUCGACGGACGCUGCGUUCAGCCGCCGCACCUCUCAGGCAGGAUAUAGUCCCACUUCGGGGCAUGUCAUCGGUUUUUUUUGCGUGUUUUUGCGAUCAGACAAAUGCGCGUGUUGUGUGAAGUGAAAUGAGAGAUUUGUAAAGUUUAUUCAGCGGACGUUGGCCGAUGCUAGGGGAUGUUUCCGUGUGUGUAGGCAGCGGGCUGGUUGUUCUCAGAGCAGCGGGAGGAAGCGGUUGUGAGUUAAAAACCCAGACUGUGUUGUGUCGCUGACAUGUUUGUGUCUGCUAACGUGGAGGAUGUGGCAGAGGGAGCUAAACUCUGUAGCAUCUGAGCUGGCGGGUCGACAAGAGGAGAGCGAACAUUCCCACAAGCACCUGGUAGAGCUGAGCAGGGAGUUCAAGAGAAAUGUCCCUGAGGAAGUGCGGGAGAUGGUGGCACCUGUGCUCAAGAGUUUCCAGGCUCAGGUGGUUGCUCUGAACAAGCGCAGUAAGGAGGCAGAGUCUGCGUUCCUUGGAAUCUACAAACAGCUUAUCGAGGCCCCAGAUCCAGCUCCUGUGCUGGAGGCCUCACACACCCUGGAGGAAAGGCUGCAGCAUCUUCAGAGCUUGGCCCCAGACAGUGAGGCCCUGGUACGAGAGAUCAGCGGGCACUGGAAGAAACACUUGGAGUGCCUUGAAAAGACAGAGCCCACAGAGGAUGAUCCUGUAGUGGCAGGGGCAGCAGUGGCUGGAGAGGCCCCAGAAUCCAGCUCUCCAGCCUCCCUGAUGACCCCCAACAGCACACCAGUUCCUGGGGCCCCAGGAUCCCCACAGCCGAACUACCGGGACCCAGCUGAGGACCGAGGGGAGGAGGAGGAGGAGGAGAGGGCUGACGUUAGUUCGGCUGACAGACUGUCAGAGGCCGACGAGAACAUCAAGGUUCUGCAUUCAUCUUUGAACACGGCACAGACAGAGCUGCUGGACCUGCGGUGUAAAUACAAUGAGGAGAUGACAAAGAAGGCAGGGGAGGUUGAUGCCAUCAUGGCGAAUCUUGAGAAAGCAAACCAGAGAGCAGAAAGGGCUCAGAGGGAAGUGGAGAGGCUAAAGGAGCAGUUAGCCAGUGCCACCAAGGGGAACUGCCAUCCAGCAGAGGGCACUAGCAGGGAGAAGAACGAAAAGGGCGAGGUGUUGCCCUCGCAGCUGGAGGCCACUCUGCUGGCUAAAGACCGCGAAAUCCUCUGUCUCCUUGAAAACAUUCAGCGGCUGCAGUUCACGCUGCAGGAAGUUCAGGAGACAUCAGCCAAUCAGAUCAUGGAGCUGGAACGCCAGCUGGCCUAUAAGAGGGAAGCUAUUGAGAGAUUAGAAGCUAAACUGCAAUCCCAGAUUGACUAUGAAGAGAUUAAAACAGAACUCAGUAUCCUUAAGGUAAUGAAGAUGGCUUCGGCAAACGGCGGCUCAUCUCAGGAGUCCGCCAAAGCUGAGGCUCUUUUGCUGGAUAAAGAGGCCUUUCUUCCAUCUCACAAGUAUCUGGUGGACAAGGCUCGAAUUUUGCACAGCAAUGAUGAUGACCAGUCCGACGAUGCAGGAAGGGAGAUGGGUAGACCACCCGGCUCCCACUCGUCCUCCUCUCAGGUGGACGGCCGUGGCUCCCCCAGCCCCGGCACCCCCACCCUGGACAGCUCCUCUUCCAGCCACGAUCUCCCCCGUCCCUUCUCUGUGUCGCCGUGCUCCAGGGACAGACAGUCAGGAGACCACAUCCUCCACAAGCAGCUCCUUUCCCCGCACUUUAAAAGGGAGGGCCUCAUGGCUUUUCCCACGGCCCUCUACGCAGCGAAAGUCGCUCUCAUGUCAGCGACUCAAGGGUCUGGAGCGGCAGGUAGUGUUGACGCCGGCCUGCCCAGCGACCAUUCAGAAAGCGGCAGCUCGACGGCAGGAGAUGAGGACCAACUGGACACAGCCGAGAUUGCCUUCCAGGUGAAGGAGCAGCUGCUCAAGCAUAACAUUGGCCAGCGUGUUUUUGGCCACUAUGUGCUGGGCCUCUCCCAGGGCUCGGUCAGUGAGAUCCUUGCAAGACCCAAACCCUGGAGGAAGCUAACUGUGAAAGGCAAAGAACCUUUCAUUAAGAUGAAGCAGUUCCUCUCUGAUGACCAGAACAUCCUGGCACUUAGGACCAUCCAGGUCCGACAGAGAGGGAGCAUCACUCCGCGCAUCCGAACUCCUGAAACUGGGUCAGACGACGCCAUUAGGAAUAUCCUGGAGCAGGCCAAGAAGGAGAUCCAGUCCCAGAGGGGAGGUGAUGGCAAGUCAUCUCUGAACAGCUCAUCAGGCAGAAGCAGUAAUGGAGCUGGCAGCGGCUCUGAUGAAACCAUAAAGAACAUCUUAGAACAGGCCAGGAGGGAGAUGGAGGCCCAGCAGCAUGUGCUGAUGGAGAUGGAGGCCUGUGGGAGGGCCUCGACUGCCAGUUCAGGAGCACAGGUGGAACGUCUAGGGCCCCCAGAGCGCUCCAGGGGCCUGCCGUUACCCAUCUCCAUCAAACAGGAGGAAGGGGGCUGUGUUACCGUGUGCAUGGCCAACCCCAUCAGCAGCCCGCAAACCCCCCUCAGUGUGCUCUCCCCCGCCGCCUUCGUCCAGAACAUCAUCCGCAAAGUCAAGUCAGAGAUCGGUGAAGUAGGCACCUACUUCGAUCAGCACUGGUCACAAGAGCGGGGGUCGAUGGGGCUAGUCGGAGGAGGUAGCUCUCUGCCCUUCAAUUCCGUCUCUCCUUCCUUGUCUUCCUCCUCCUCUGGGCCCUCUGCGUUGCCUCGGCCAUGGCCACGUCUGGAAAACGGCGAGUUUCUCCCCAACAGCGAGGAGGCCUCUGCUGCUGAGGACGAGCUGGGGCUCGGUCGGCCGGUGGAGGUGAAGGUGGAGUCGGAUACAUCGGUAAGCGGCGAAUCCCCAGGACCUGGCCCUGGGCGCCUAUCCUACUACCCAGCGUACAUCCCUCGCGCCCUCAAGCCAACCGUGCCGCCGCUGACUCCGGAGCAGUAUGAGAUGUACAUGUAUCGAGAGGUGGACACCGUUGAGCUGACCAGGCAGGUGAAGGAGAAGCUGGCGAAGAACGGCAUCUGUCAGAGGAUCUUUGGUGAAAAGGUGCUGGGGCUCUCUCAGGGCAGCGUCAGUGACAUGCUGUCUCGGCCCAAACCAUGGAGCAAGCUGACCCAAAAAGGCAGGGAGCCCUUCAUCCGCAUGCAGCUGUGGUUACUGGACCAGCUGGGCCAGAGCCUCAGCCAGCCCCCAAACCAAGGCCACGCUCAGGAUAAAAGCCCAGUAACGGCACAGUCCUCACCCUCCCCGCCCCCAAGCCCAGUGGAGAGCCACCCAAGUCCCCUGGUGGAGCCUGUCAGCCUCUCCCUGGAGAGCAGCAAAGAGAACCAGCAGCCUGAGAGCUUAGGCCUCGGGCUGCCCCCCCACCCAGAGGGAGGGAAAUCCACCCCCAGCCUCAUGGCCUUGCAUCAGCCCUCAAACCCCCUUGGCAUCCAGGAGCUGGUGGCCAUGUCUUCCGAGCUGGACACCUAUGCCAUCACAAAGAAGGUCAAGGAGGUUCUAACAGACAACAACCUAGGUCAGCGUCUUUUCGGGGAAACCAUUCUGGGUCUGACGCAAGGCUCGGUGUCAGAUCUGCUCUCCAGACCCAAACCGUGGCACAAACUCAGUCUGAAAGGCAGGGAGCCAUUUGUCCGCAUGCAGCUGUGGCUCAAUGAUCCUCACAAUGUAGACAAGCUGAGGGCCAUGAAGAAGAUGGAGAAGAAAGAAAUCACUGUCUUCCCUCCAGCCUAUCUGAAAAGGCGGUAUGGGCUGCUGAGCACCGGCUCGGACAGCGACUCACCCAGUACUCGCUCCGAGUGUGUGAGUCCGGCCUUGGUCUCGCUGGACCUGUGCCCCUACAGCCAGGUGAAGAAGGUCCGGGUGGUGCUGGGAGCUGAGGAGAAGGAAGCCUUGAGAAAGGCCUACCUGCUGGAGCCCUACCCCUCUCAGAACACCAUCGAGAUACUGGCCGCCCAGCUCAACCUCAAAACCAACACUGUCAUCAACUGGUUCCACAACUACAGGUCCAGGAUGCGACGGGAGGUGCUGAUGGAGGGUCUGCCAGACAAUGACACAGAUGCCGAGCAGCACAGCUACUCCCCCUCAAUGACGCGGAGCCCCCACUCUGAUGGAGAGGAGAGGAGGCUGCUGAAGCCCUCAGGACACAUCCACUCCAGCAUUCCUCUGAGCGCCAGCACAGCACUUCCUCAUGUCAAACAGGAGGCACUGGACAGGGAAGACGAUGGGGAGGAGGGCUCCAUGAAACAGUCGAGAGUUCAGUGUUUUUCUACAGCAGUACAAUUCCCGCCGCUGAAAAACGAGCAUGAGGACUCCAUCGCUGGCCACCAGAGCCUGAGGCACGAAGAGGGGAUGAGCAGCCAAGCUCAAGGGCUCUACCCUGUCGCAGUCUCCAUAGAUGGACCCCAGAGAGCCAGUCAGUCCCGGCAUGAUGGGGAAGACCCUGGAAAGUCACCUGUUGACCCAGUCAGCUUUAAGGCUUCGUCGGAACCCUGCCGCAGCAGCCUGGAAGUCUCCCUGAACUCCCCCUCUGCUGCAUCCUCACCCGGCCUCAUGAUGUCAGUCUCCCCCGUCCCUUCCUCCUCUGCUCCAAUAUCGCCCUCGCUGCCCAACCCGCCCUCAACUAGCACCAAUCACAGCCUGGAACCGAACCAGAUCCCUCCAUUCCAAUUCCCCAAACUCAACAGAAGCACUCAGAGACGCAAUGAGAAAAUGGCCAACCUUAAUAACAUCAUCCACAGGCUAGAGAGAGCAGCCAAUCGAGAAGAAACACUGGAAUGGGAGUUUUAAGGCCCCCCUUUUACUUGUACCUAGUCCUGAUGACCCUCGCGGCACACAGGGGCGUCUCAGAUAGAAUCUUCCUGAAGACUUUUAACGGAGCCUGGCUCCUGAAGGCCUGUCCUCUCAGACUGAAAACUCAAAGGAAACAGGAAUGCAGAGCUACACAUAUGGCUAACUUCCCUGCAAGAACAAAAAAAAAAAAAAGAUUUAUAUAUGUGUAUUUGUUUUUGUUUUUGAUAAUGCAUACUACUUUGAAAUAGAUGUGACAGCAUAAGCUGUUGUUUUACCUUUUGGACUUGACAAGAAGACUUUUGCAGCUAUGGUGUCAUAAAAUGUACACUGAAGUCCUGUAGAUUGCCACUGGGUGAGAUUAAAAAAAGACCCCUGUCUUAAGCCAUUAAAAGCACUAUAACUAUUUGAAAAGAGACAUUGACCAAAUUUGCUACUUUUUGAAUAGCAAUUUUUCAGAUUUUGUCUGUAAGACUGGACAGUUUAAGUCAAGUAACAUGAAAUCCUAUUACUGACUGAGGGAUAGUCCUUUAAGACUCUAAAUAUUCAACAUCUUGUAUGUACUUAGUUUCUCGGUGAUAUGUUUUGAAAUAUUUGUAACUCACACGUAUAAAAUGUGGUUGUACAUGUUGUAGAAUUGUCUGCAAUAGCCUUCUCUAAACCUGAUGUAGCAUGGUACUCACCUGACCCUGUUAUCCUCUGUAGUUAGUCACCUGUGAUUAUACUUGAGCGAAAACAAGAGAAAAAAAAGUUGAAAACCCUGCAAAAAACAAGAAAAAAGUCAACGUUAAAUCUAAUAAGUAGAGUACUUUUAGUGUUUUCUUUCUUUUUUUUUUGAUAAUCCUUGAGGUUUACAGUUUAGGGCCCUCGUGCUCCUGCUGGCACAGUUUACACGAUUUCUUUCAGACUUACCUCUCUGACCCUCUAAAGGCACUGGUUCUCAGACUGUAACGGGCCAAGACACAGGACACCUGGUUUACCUCAGAUUAUGUUGAUGCACAUCAUGCUGUGACCAUGCGUUUCAUUCUUAUACAUGAACAUGACCACGCUUAUUUGAAUCAACGGAGGGAACAUACUUGUAUCAUGCCUCAGACGAGUGGAGAUGAAGUUCUAACAGGCAAAAUCAGUCUUUUACAAAGAAUAUGCUGCUGUGUGAAGAGACGGGGAGCUAAUGAAGCCCCUCCUCACCAGAUGGAGUGCACUUUCUCAAAAUGCAUCUUUUACUGUAUCUAGAAUAAUGUAUACUUGAUGAAACAACUCAACCUCUUUGUACUGAGAUGCUGUUAAGCUGGGCAGUUUGAUAAGAAAAGCUUCAGGACUCUUCAGAGCUGGAAAUGAACCUCCUUUGGGGCUGACCGUAUUUGAGAGCAUGAUGCACACAGUAUGACCUCCCAUCAAUAUGAAAACACUCAAUCUGUAAGUAGACUAUAUUCAAGGACACAAAAGGUUACAGGUAUCCCCUCAUAUUAUCUUUAACCACUUGUGUAUUGUGUCUGUAGAAGUUUCUUUGUCAUGCUUGCAAAAUGUUCUUUAUGUAUUUUGCCUCUAUUUUAUACUCAGAACAGUUAACUAGAUAUUCAAUACCUCGUGUAUGAACUACUUACAGCACUUAGAGUUUUGAUAAUUGUGAGGACUCAAGAAAAAUUCAAAUAUCAACAUUAUCCUAACUUAGUGUCCACAAGUCUUUGCCUUUACUGUAUCGUUGAAGUUGGUAGUAAACACUUGCACAUGUCUACAUAGUUCAGAGGACUUGGAUUGUAUUAUGUAGAGAUAUAUAUUACACAUUUACUAAAAAAAUAAUAUCUUACAUUCUUGGAACAAAAUGUGCUGAUUAUAUUGAAAUAGAGUGUACAGAUUUAAUAAACCAAACCCAUUCAAGCCAGUUCUGGUCUGGCAAGCUUGCCCACGUUUUAGACCUUCUCUCAGGGUAGUCUUGCUUUUUAAAGCUUUACUGAAACAGUUGCUCUCCUCAGUGGUUCUGACUAUGAUAAAAAACAUUACGUGGUGUAGAGAAUGACUUCAUUAUAUAUUAAAUGGGCCUGUGGAAGCUCUAAGUAUAGGGGAAUUGCAACUUUUCACUGGAAGCAGUGGUUUGUCAGAGGGCUGUUGCUGUUUUGUAAUUCAUUACACAGAUCUGUCAAAGUACAGUGCAGGUUGGAACAACCGGGAUGAGGUGGAUGGGUUGCAUUUUUGAGAUCAGUAGACUUUGUUCUCUAAAAAACUGUUCAUGUUUUCUCUUGGAGCCACAGAAGAUUUUUCUCUGGUUUUCGUACCACCAUUUUUUGUGCAUAAUAUACUGUAUGAUUAGAAGUGGCAUUUCUUUCAUUGAAAUUUCAUCAUCUUUCAUGGUAACAUGGACAUGUGAUUGAAAAGGAAAUGUAUUUACUCAGACCAUUAUCUCAACAUGUAAAGCCCAUCUCAUUGUUUUGCAUGCAAAUCCAUUCUGGUCACUUGACAAAGGGAUAGACUGUGUUUUGUGUUGUUGUUCUUGCACAGGGACAUUGAAUCAGCACUUAGUCUCUUUUUUUGUUUUUACAUUAGUGAAGUCCAUGCAUGAUGCAACUGAUAUGUUUGGCUCUCAAAAAGCCAUCAUGAAUCAGAACCCCAAAACGACUCAGUAAACAUUACUAGCAGUUAAAUUCAAGUCAAGAUUGUUUUGUGCCAUAUCAUAUGCCUCAUGCACUAUCCUCACAGGAGAAAGGCCUUGUGGUAGCGUGUGAUCUAAGAGGGGUGUAGGGCUUUUCUCACCUGAUUCAGAAAAAAGCAAAGCUUUUUGAUAACAGCAGCCCUACACAUUAGAUAGGUUUGAUUUUAUAAUUGACAUUUGUCACUAAAUAAUGAAGAAAUUUGUCGGGGAAAAUUUUGAAUGAUUGCAUUCAGAGCUGUAAAGGAAAGGAUUUACAAUCUGACUCUGAGUGCUUGUCACAAAGACAACUUUUCCUUUUGAAAGUCAGCUGUGAGCCAAUAAAGAGAAGUGUCCUGCAGGCUUAAAUAACUGUCUAAUGCCUCACAUGUCAGGCUACUAAAUGUUAAAGAGUGGACUAAAGUAUGCCAAGCGUCUUGGAAAUUGCAUAUGUAAGCCAUCAUUCAAUACAUAAUUGUUUAAGA
Molecule: messenger RNA, 8162 nt
Organism: Hippoglossus stenolepis (Pacific halibut)
Lineage: Eukaryota; Metazoa; Chordata; Actinopteri; Pleuronectiformes; Pleuronectidae
Gene: cux2b
Product: cut-like homeobox 2b
Exons: 22
Coding region: 498-5054 (1518 amino acids)
Biological process (GO): regulation of DNA-templated transcription
Molecular function (GO): DNA-binding transcription factor activity, RNA polymerase II-specific; DNA binding
Source: RefSeq, a predicted model, not a curated record